UAAAUAAAAAAGUCAACAUGUCUGAAGCAUUUGCACCUGACUCUAUAUCAGACCUUGAGAGUAGAUUAACAGACGUCUCCCCAUGCUGGAGAUCGAUAAAGUAUCGCGUUUUGCAGGUUCUACUCUGAUCCGGGAACGCAGCAUCAUCCUCCUCUUCAAUACUUCUCCAACUCUCCUCCUUACAUUCUGCGCAGCCACACCACACCAGCAGCGGCAGACAGUCACACGCCGCGCGUUUUGUUCAGGAGGCUCCGGCCAGUGACAUCUGAAAGAGAGAGGAGGAGGAGAAGGAGGAGGAGGAGAAGCCUCCUUGGCACCCAUCGCCUCUGUGGCAGUAAAGCUUUGACUGACCGACUGUCUGUCUAACGCUGGAUUCCACGCUCAUCUUUAUCCUUUCACGCUAUUUUCGCCGUCUGGCUCCGGAGGGACGACCAAUGGGUUUCUAGCGUUGCUGCUCCGCCUGCAUCCACCUCAGCAUCGGAUUUUUUCUCCUAUUUUUGCUUCAUCUCGCGUCUCCUUGACUGGCCGCACCGGGGACUGAUCCCAGCCAAUCUGGGCCGGGCCGUGGGGCUGAUCCGCGAGCCUUUGUAGCUGAAGUUGGCGCACGAGAUGAGCGCGUACCAACCCGGGAGCUGGGCUCUCUCCGGGUCUGAGUCAUGGCGGUGCUUGUGGUGGUGGGUUUUGGCAUGCGGGGUGGCUGUGGGCUCGGGAGAUCCUUGGAUGUCGGCGGAGGCAUGCCGGUCGUCUUGUUCUUGCAGCAGCACCAGGAUUUCCUGCGUGGACCCGGAGCCUGGGAUCAGCAGUUUCCCCUCCCUGCAGAGCGACGCGGAGAUGGAAAACAUCACCGACAUUUACAUCGCAAAUCAGAAUGGCUUCUCCUCCAUCAAUGACAAAGACCUGCACCACUACAAGAACCUCAGGAAUCUAACGGUAACCAACAGCAGACUAACAUACGUAUCAAAGCUGGCCUUUGAGAACAACCUCAAGCUGCAAUAUCUGAAUUUGAAAGAUAACAACCUCUCAUCUCUGUCCUGGAGGAUAUUCAAACACCUCAACAUCUCAUAUCUUAUUCUGUCAGGGAACCCUCUGCGCUGCUCCUGUGAGAACAUGUGGAUCAAGCUGUUGUUGGGGGAAGAGGCAGACACUCAGGAGCUGCGCUGCACUGAGGAUGGAGGAGCCCGGAAGAUGCUGUCAAGUCUGACGCUGCCUAACUGUGAGGUUCCCAUGGCGACGGUGAGCCCAUCCAAGACGAGCGUAAAAGAAGGGGAGAACUUGGAGCUGUCCUGCACAACUUCUGGAGUGCCUGCACCUGAGCUGAUUUGGAAGAUGUUACUGGCCAGCAACUAUGAGAUUGAGACGUCGGGACAGAUUUCGGUGUUGCGGCUGUCCAACCUGUCGUCCCUGGAUCACAACAGCAAGAUCAGCUGCAUAGCGGGGAACAUCGUCGGGGAGAAGGAGUCCUCUCUGCAGCUGGACAUUCUUUUUCCUCCUAAAAUCACAAAGUUAAGUGAUGCAAUUCCUGACCACCACUGGUGCAUCCCAUUUAGUGUCGCAGGAAACCCGGCGCCCCUCUUUCAGUGGUACCGAAAUGAAGAAGUGGUAACAGAGGAUGACUACAUCAUGACCAUGAUCCACGACGUCACAGAGAGAGAAUACCACGGCUGCCUGCAGCUCGACAACCCCACACACAUCAACAACGGACGAUACCGACUUGUGGUUACGAAUGAAUUCGGGAUGGACCAGAAAGAAGUGGACGCUCACUUCAUGAAACAACCUUGGGAUGGUCAGGAAGAUGUUGGGCCAGACUACUAUGAACAACCAUCAGACACCCCCACUGUGAAUCCACCAGAAGACAGAGUUGCUGUGUACGUAGUGGUGGGCAUCGCUGCCGUGGCCUUCACGGGUUUCCUGUUGAUGCUGGUCAUUCUCAAGUUUGGAGGAAACUCCAAAUUUGGCAUCAAAGGUCCAUCUUCAGUGAUCAGUAAUGAUGACGACUCUGCCUCUCCGCUGCAUCACGUCUCCAACGGUAGCAACACCCCCUCAUCCUCAGAGAUGGGCCCUGACGCAGUCAUCAUCGGAAUGACCAAGAUCCCCGUCAUAGAGAACCCUCAGUACUUCAGGAGCACCAACAGUCUGCUCAAGACCGACACAUUCGUGCAGCACAUCAAGAGACACAACAUCGUGCUGAAGAGAGAGCUGGGAGAAGGAGCAUUUGGAAAAGUCUUUUUGGCUGAAUGUUACAACCUUUCACCUGACCAGGAGAAGAUACUUGUGGCCGUCAAGACACUCAAAGAGGCCAGUGAAAAUGCAAGGAAGGAUUUUCACCGAGAAGCAGAGCUGCUGACCAACCUGCAGCAUGAACACAUCGUCACCUUUUACGGAGUCUGCGUGGAAAGCGACCCCCUCAUCAUGGUGUUUGAGUACAUGAAACACGGAGACCUAAACAAGUUCCUCAGGGCUCACGGUCCAGAUGCAGUUCUGAUGGCAGAAGGCCAGACCACAAGACCAGUAGAGCUGACCCAGUCUCAGAUGCUGCACAUCGCUCAGCAGAUUGCUUCUGGAAUGGUCUACCUAGCAUCACAGCACUUUGUCCACCGUGACUUGGCCACAAGGAACUGCCUGGUGGGCGAGAACCUGCUGGUAAAAAUUGGAGACUUUGGGAUGUCCAGAGAUGUGUACAGCACUGACUACUACAGGGUAUGUGUUGGAGGUCACACCAUGCUGCCCAUCCGCUGGAUGCCUCCCGAAAGCAUCAUGUACAGGAAGUUCACAACGGAGAGUGACGUGUGGAGUCUAGGAGUCGUUCUUUGGGAAAUCUUCACCUAUGGAAAGCAGCCUUGGUACCAGCUCUCCAACAAUGAGGUGAUAGAGUGCAUAACUCAAGGUAGAGUGUUGCAGCGCCCUAGGACCUGUCCUAAAGAGGUGUACGACCUGAUGCUGGGAUGCUGGCAGCGAGAGCCGCACAUGAGACUCAACAUUAAAGAAAUCCACGGUCUGCUGCUAAAUCUGGCCAAAGCCUCACCCGUAUAUCUGGAUAUACUUGGCUGAACAAGAAGAGGGGACAAAAACAGAAUUUUAGAUGUGCGAUUAUUGAGUCGGAAAUGUGUAGAAAGUGUGCGUUUUGAGUUGAAUGCUGGUGUGCACCACUUUGUGCUUGUCAGUGCGUGGAAGGUGCGAAGAUGCAGGAAUUUCUUCAAGGUAAUCAAAAAAAUUGUCCUUAAUCACUUCCCCCCGCCCAGCCAAUUUCCUCUCCUAUCUGCAUUCCAUCCCCUUCCUUCCUCACCGAAGAAACAUUGAUGAGAGGUGGUUUAACUUCAGAGGGGAAAAAUAGCUUCUCCCUUCUUUUCAAAUGCUUUAAACUCUCUGGGGCUAAAUUGAUAAAAAAAAAACAGAUUAACAGAACUUUAAAGUGACUUGCUGACCUCUCUUGCUGCAUAUUGGACCAUAGGACUCUUUUAACGCCCGGAAAUCUGAAGAAAAAGCAGCAAAAAGAGGAUCUUGUGAAUUUUUUUUUUUUUUUUGUUGUGUAAAUAAGAGACAUUGCUGGGAGAAAAUGGCUCUUUGAGGGGUUGAGCCAUCAAGGCACUGUGUUUUCCAACAGUACGUCCAUCCGUCUGAAAUGUGAACUCUUGUCUGCAUUCAGCAGUUCAACCACUGUUUUUGUUGCAUAGUACUCUACAUACGCCUGGACCGCACCGUCACACAGCAGAGGGUAACAUGAUGACUGCUUCCCUUGACCCCCGAAAGUGACAGAUGCUUCCCUUGUGAUGUCAAGCAUUCAAGUCGGAAGGUCAAUUGAUUAAUUUAUCCACAGCUGUCCAACAAUUAUGAGCUUGUAUGGUUGGGGGGUGGUGAGAGUGGGGGGUUGGCUAGUUUUUAAGCGGUCAGAGUUUGGUCAGAUGUGUGGGUGGCUGCACCAUAGAAGGUGUGGUUCGUUUGGUCAACCCAUAUUAAAUCAUCAAAGCUCUCAGCACUCAGGCAUCCUUGAAAACCACAUCUGCGCUGGAGGGGGACACACAUGCGAAGCACACACACACUGUAUACCUUAUCCCGUCACCCCCCCAACUCACACACACACUCCCACUUACUGAAAGACUCAAAAUGGACCGAGAAGGAAAUUGAAUUGUACAUGUUUUAUUAUUUGAGCGGGGCAGUGUUUUAGCCAGGCCCCGUCCUCUGUAAUGGUGUAAUGUAUAUUUCAUUAUAGCCUAAUGGGCUCCAUUAGCACAGUCUCCUCACAGACAUUCAAGACUUAUUGUUUUAUGGCUGAGAAGGAUAGAUAGAGGAAUGGAUAGUGGAGGUGAAUGGGAAGAAAAUGAGAAAAAAAGAAGAGUGGCGCAGCACAAGGGGCGAUGAUGAGGAGGAAUAUGAGCAGAGGUAAUAAUGCACAUUUAGAAGAAGUGGGAAGGAAGAGUGGAAGCAAUGGAAGGGAGACAGCAGAAAGGUACAAAUGGAUCGGCGAGUUUAAGAGGAAGAGAGGCGUGAGUGUCCUCCAGGAGGAAGUCAGAGGCAACAUCCAUCACUCCUGCAGCCAGCAGACGUUCUACAAGCUUCACCUCUCGUCUCAUUCCUUAGGUGGCCCUAAACCGCACACACCGCAUACAUUUUACUGGCAGUCCAGCAACAGCUCUCAUUGAAAAUAAACUUAAUAAUGCACCACAUGUGUCCAUUAUUGAGAAGCACUUCACUCACUUACAAAACCACUCAUUCCUGCACAAAAACUGUAACUGUAUAUACAGCUACAUGCAUGCAAUGGCAAAAAAACAAAACAAACAAAAAAAAAAACACAUUUAAUGUUUGGUUUAGCAUUUUACUGAUGCAUAUUUUAUUCUUCACAUAACUAUUAAAAACUCAUCUCUGCGGUUUUGCUAACAACCUUUUUAAUUCAAUGUAAACCAUCAAUCUGGAAUUAUUGGUCUUAUUUAAAGCAGCACCUGAUGGUAUCGAUGUUUGUGAGUUGGGAAAUGUUGAUUUUAUUGAUUUAUAAUAUUAUUUAUAACUUAAGAUGCAUUUUGUACAUUUCUUUCUAUAUACAAGGUUGCCUUUCGCAACACAAAGCUGACUGAAACGGAACCCCGGUUUAGUCGGUUAUGUUUUUUGCCGAUGUGUAAUAUAAUCUUUAGUGUGUGUGCAUUUUUAUGUCACGCUCCCUCUUAACAACUACCAAGCCUGUCCUCACGUGCAGGCUGCUCUACAACAUGAUUGGACAUAUCAUCGGUCUGUCACGUUUGUGGAAUCAGUUCGACACACUGCAAAACUAUUAUCACCUGUCAGAGAAUAAAUCUGAGGGGUUUUGGCAGCCGCAUUGACAGCAAAUGCUAACAAGGUUCUCGGGAUCCAUCCAUGCUGUAAAGUCUUAGAGCUUGCACUGAGUGAGCACACUCAAUCCUGCUUCACAGAAGUUGCCACACAUUAUCUCUGUGCAAUAACAGAGGGCUUUUGACGUGCAAGGGCCUGUGGGAGUUUGAUCAAACUGUGAGAACAAACACCAAGGAGCACCUCCACUAAGAGUAGCGUGUGUCGCAGCAGCUCCCCUGCUGGCGACACUGUGCAUGUACCUGCUGUGUUUUCUUAAUACGUGUCGAUUUGGUGGUGUUUUGUGAAAGAGGUGGAGAAAGAAUUAUAAUUUAACACAGGUCUCUUUGCAUUUUUGCAAUCGAUUAAAGGUGCAAGUAAUCAAGGAGAAAAUGAAGACUUGAAGGUAAAACAAUAACUGCUGUGCAAAAAGCAAACUUAGACAAGGAGGGACUGACAAUCACAGACUUCUCUUUUUUUCUCCUAAUCAAGUGACCUACUGUAUAAUAGACUAUUCAACCAACUUUCCUCUUCUAUGCUGCCUAUGCUGUAUGUGAUAGUCUUUAACUCUGGUCUUUAGAAGUGCUACUUCUUUUCUUUAACCUGUUUUUGUAAAAUGAAAUAACAGCAAGAGGAAUGAACAAAAAUACCUGUAAAAAAAUGUUAAUAAGCUGCCGGAAGAAAGAGGCAUUCUUACCUGCUGUUUCUCAGACUGUGUUGGUUAAUUGUAUUGUUUUUCCUUUUUCCGUCUUCUAACCGGGCAGAGGGAUGUGAAGCGUUGUGGGACUCAGUGGAUGCACAAAAUGACGUACGGCAACCUCCAGGGUGCUGAGCAAUGUUUGCUCAUUCCAUUGGGACUGUGUUUGUGUGUUUGUGUGUGCGUUUGCACACGUGGGGUUGUAUGAAAAGUGUUGAUUGAUGCUGGAUGGAGUCCUGGGGGAUAUCUGUGGGAUCUUGUUCAGAUUUUAGCCGAAUUGUUCCGAAUACUGGAAACACACACGUCGCAACUUUGAAUGCGCUAUGAUUCCCCCCACACCCCCCAGAGCCCUCCCAUCAGAGUCGGAGUUAAUAGAGCUGAAAUACUGCAAAGGUCAUGUUUGAGAUUGCAUUUGUGCUUCGAUGCCUCUGGAACUCCGAACCCUUCAAGAGUUCGACAAAAUCUGCUUCACUGCAAGAAGAUAAAGGAAAAUAUGAAACUGUGAUUUUUCUCUUGUAUAUUUAAUGCUUUUACGUUCUUUUUUACAUUUUUUUCUUUAAGUGUGGGGCUUUUUAAUCAAUUAAAUUUGCCUUUCCCAGUGGUGUAGAGGCUGACAACCAGCUGAAAAUAGGGUGACAGUUGAACGUUUCAUGCAUGAAGCAAACAAUUCUAUCAAUAUUCUGGAAAUCUGUUUUGGAGGGAAAAAAAGACGAUUUGGGUUUUUUUUGCUUCUGUUCCUUUAAUGUUUUGGGAAAAGUACAAACAUGUAACACUUCUGUAAGAAAGAGAUGCUAAAAUGUUAUUUCAUUGCUUACAAAAAUGCUCUUUGACGUUUUAAUAAACAUCUGUAUUGCAAAGCACAUAUGGCAAUUAAAUGCUGGACAUACUCUAACCCAUGCAGCUAACGUUUGUCUUUGCAAGCAGGUUGUUGUGUAUUCAAGGACAGCAAAACCUAUGACGUCAUCUGUGCACAAAAACACACACAAACACACACAGGAAGAGCUUGUACAGUCAAGACAUUGCAUGGUGGAAAUAGCCAUAGUGAGUCAUGAUGGUACUGAUGAUGAACAUAUGACUUUUCUUUUGAAGGUGAAGCAGUUUGUUGUAAUACCAUGUAAUGAAUAAAAAUGUUAUGUCACGUCCAAGUUCCUACAUGUCAAUAUA
Messenger RNA from Oryzias melastigma (Indian medaka), 7156 nucleotides. It is a transcript of the gene ntrk2a, whose product is annotated as neurotrophic tyrosine kinase, receptor, type 2a. Gene Ontology annotation, cellular component: plasma membrane; axon; signaling receptor complex. The record is from RefSeq and is a predicted model, not a curated record. Bases 610 to 3048 code for a protein of 812 amino acids. Gene Ontology annotation, biological process: positive regulation of kinase activity; cellular response to brain-derived neurotrophic factor stimulus; regulation of phosphatidylinositol 3-kinase/protein kinase B signal transduction. NCBI's taxonomy places the organism in Eukaryota, Metazoa, Chordata, Actinopteri, Beloniformes, Adrianichthyidae. Gene Ontology annotation, molecular function: brain-derived neurotrophic factor binding; ATP binding; brain-derived neurotrophic factor receptor activity. The transcript has 20 exons.